Fomitiporia mediterranea MF3/22 is the source of this 2049-nucleotide messenger RNA. Its product is annotated as MFS general substrate transporter. Lineage: Eukaryota; Fungi; Basidiomycota; Agaricomycetes; Hymenochaetales; Hymenochaetaceae. Gene Ontology annotation, molecular function: transmembrane transporter activity. The transcript is spliced from 9 exons. The record is from RefSeq and is a predicted model, not a curated record. Gene Ontology annotation, biological process: transmembrane transport. Bases 45 to 1913 code for a protein of 622 amino acids.
GACGCCCCUUAAUAUUCCCCUGUAUUCGAGCACUUGUGCUUGCGAUGACCACUAACGAUGAGCAUGUUGAGAAAGGGGCAGGUGGCGAGGGUGAUACGCUACCUGCUCCUGAACGAAACGAGGUUGAACAGAGGACAGUUGUUGAGGAGCCUCGGCCUGAUAAAGUUGAGCCUGUUGACAUUGAACGACGGGGAAAGGAUGAUCCAGGUGCGCGUUGGCGAGAAGGCGAGGUGCACGAAAUUCCUCACAAUAACCUGAAAAUCGUGUUUCCUGCUCUCAUGUUAACAAGUCAGAACUUGCUUCGUGUCGAAUCCGUGUAUGCGCUCUUACUCUUUCUCUCUUUCUCUUUAGUUUUUCUCGCUGCGUUAGAUCAAACAAUCACAGCUGUAGCAUUGCCGACGAUUGUCAGAGAUAUCGGUGGCUCGUCUGGAUACAGCUGGAUUGGCAGUGCAUAUUUGCUGAUGUCUGCAUGUGUUAGCCCUCUGUACGGGAAGCUCUCUGACAUCAUUGGACGGAAACCUAUCCUAUUAUUUUCAAUCGGUAUUUUCUUGUUUGGAUCUGCAAUGUGUGGUGCCGCACAGAGUUUCAUCUGGAUUGCAUUGUGUCGUGGUGUGCAAGGUAUUGGAGGUGGAGGCAUUAUGGAGAUGGUCAUGAUUGUAUUUUCUGAUAUUACUACCCUCGAAGAACGUGGUAAAUAUGGUGGUCUUGUAGGGGCAGUCUGGGGAAUUGCAGCUGUCGUUGGACCACUUGUAGGGGGUGCACUCGCUGACCAUGCCAGUUGGCGCUGGUGCUUCUUUAUCAACCUUCCCACGUGUGGCGUUGCAGCAUUCAUUCUGUUGUUCUUCUUGCACCUCAAUCCGACGAAGAAGCGGUCUGUACGCGAUGUCGUGACUACAUUUGACUUUUUGGGUCUCGCUUUAAUCAUGGGAGGAGUUGUCCUUAUCCUGAUUGGUUUCCAGAGUGCCCAGACUGCUGCUAAACGGUGGCAAGCACCUGCGACUAUUUCUUUGCUUGUCCUAGGUGGCGUUCUUCUCAUUGCCGGAAGCAUCAACGAGAUCUUCACGUCUCGCGAGCCUAUCAUCCCACCUCGCCUAUUCCGGACGCGUACGACGGCCGGAAUCCUUUGUAGCUCCUUCAUCCAUGCAAUGACGUUCUUCGCCGCGAGCUAUUACGUACCCUUAUACUUCCAGAUUCUUGGAUCGGAUGCAACGAUGUCGGGCGUGCGCCAGUUACCGCUCACUGUUGGUUCCUCGAUCUCGGCGAUUGCUUGCGGUAUAACUGUCACAAAAACGGGGCGUUAUCGUCCUGCUAUGUGGCUUGGAUUUUCUGUCUUGACUCUUGGACUCGGGCUCUUAAUUAUGCUUGAGGAAAACACUAGUACUGCAAAGCAGGAGAUUUGGUUGUUAGUAGCGGGUCUUGGAGCAGGAUGCUUGUUCCCGCCACCGCUUAUUGGGUUGCAAGCUUCUAUGCCUCUGAAAGACAUGGCCACGAGUACUGCAGUAUUUGUUCUUCUACGGACGCUAGGAGGGACAGUUGGCAUCUCUGUUGGCGAUACGGUUUUUCAGUCUGAACUACCUGGCCGUCUCGCGAAAGUCCCUGGAUUCUCCUCAAUCGUGUCUUCAGGAUUCACGGACUUCACAAGCCUGUCGAGAAUCCAGCCUGAUUCGUUACGUCAACAAGUUCUUCACGCGUUUACCCGUAGUUUGGCUACGAUAUACAUCGUUUUUACGCCUAUUGCGUUUGUUGGUCUGCUUUUCGUUUUGAUCAUCCGCGAGUAUACCCUGGUACGUAAUGUAGAGAGAGGAAAGAAGCAGGUGAAGGAGAAAGAGAUUAUUGAUUCGACUGAGGACUCUGAGCGCCCAAGUGUCGCUGAUGUAAAUCCUGCUGCAGCUGUGGCGCCGAUCAAAGCAUGAUGUGCAUUCACUCCCUCACAGGAAUCUCUUCCGUAGUAGACCUAUUUAAUUCUUCAUGUUGACUAAUUUAACGUAGUUUCUUUGUUUUGGUUCUUAUAUCUUCAUGACAAUUACGAUGUUAAAAUUUUUGGCCCGC